Molecule: messenger RNA, 674 nt
Organism: Aphanomyces astaci
Lineage: Eukaryota; Oomycota; Saprolegniomycetes; Saprolegniales; Verrucalvaceae
Exons: 1
Coding region: 41-616 (191 amino acids)
Source: RefSeq, a predicted model, not a curated record
AUUUGACCGAUCUUUGCGAGGCGGCAGCGCGGCGCUGUCAAUGAAGGUCCAAGAUGACCCUUUGACCACCACGAAGCGACAUAAGCAGCAGUGGAAUGCAUCAACCAAACUGACCCACGCGAAGAAGCCCAAGUCACCAUCAUCAUUGCGAAAGGAGGAGCCACCCGUUGAAAGCGACAUGCCAACUGUGACUGAAGCCGCGCGAUCGCUCGUGGAAAAGGCGGUGGAGUGUGCGGUGCGGCAAGAUGCCGUCGAUCGCACGGAAACUACAGACAUCUUCAACCACCAACAGACAAUGCAUGCGAGGACUACGGAAUGGGCUGUGAUGCAAGAAGACUUGUCUCGACAACUGAAACAGGACCAAUUGGCAACCGACCAACGGGAUAAUGACGAGAGGUAUGCCAUCCUCGACGUCGACCUCCACCUGGAACGUGUCCGCCUUGAAAAGAGUCGACGGAAGGCAGCUAUCCAAGCCUUUCAGCGGCACUUGGAGCGGCAGAUCCAGCAAUUGACAGCCAUGGCGGAGGCUGUAAAUCAACGCGAAGUAGUCAUGGACGCGGCAUUCAACCAAUAUGAGACCUGGGUCCAAUCCCACCACACUCGCACCACAACAUAGAAUCUUGCCCCUUUUUAGCAAAUGAAUAGCCUUUAUCGAUGGAACCCCUCGGUGCUAA